UCCGUGUGUGUGGUCAUGGUGAUCUCUGACUCGGAGCAAUACACCACAAACCGUCUAAGCAGCGAAAGCAAAAUACAUCGAUUCCCCGCCGCUCUCGUUCCACAUUUUAAAAAUUGUUAAAACUUACGCAAGUUGGAAAAUCUUAUGUUGAGGCGAGCAGAAGCGGAAGUGGGUGGGCUCCUCUCCGCUAGCUUGGUGGAAGUCGUGUUGACGUCUCAAGUUAGCUUGAGCAGUUCAACUCCAAUGAGCGACAAACAUGGCCAACAAUUGUAUGGACGCGUUUAUUCUGAAGCUGCAAGAUGUGAACGCGGUCAAGUUUGGCCAGUAUAAGCUCAAGAGUGGCUUGAUGACACCCAUUUACAUCGACCUGAGGGUCCUCGUGUCCCACCCGGCUCUCUUAAAUCAGGUGUCAAAGCUCAUGUACCAGAAAGCUCAAGAUGAGGGUCUCCAGUUUGACUCGGUAUGUGGUGUUCCCUACACUGCCUUGCCCAUGGCCACCAUUAUCUGCUCCACACAUGAGCUGCCCAUGCUCAUCAGGCGCAAGGAGUCCAAGGACUAUGGAACCAAGCGUCUGGUGGAGGGCUCGUUUAAAGAGGGAGAUACGUGCCUCAUCAUUGAAGACACGGUGACCAGUGGCAGCAGCAUCUUGGAAACGGCUGAAGUGCUGCACAAAGAAGGACUGAAGGUGACCGAUGCCAUCGUGCUGAUGGAUCGCGAGCAAGGCGCGGCGGACACGCUGGCUUCCAAAGGCAUCCGGCUCCAUCCCAUCAUCUCCAUGUUCAAGCUGCUCGAUGUGCUCAAAGCCGCCGAGCGCAUCGACGCGCACACCGCCCACAGCGUUCGCAAGUCCAUCCUGGACAACAACACCUUCAGGUACGCCGUCAAGAAUGGAAACGAUGACCCGGCGUCGAAGAAGCAACGUUUGGAACGCGGCUUGGAGCUGAGUUAUGAAGCCAGAGCCAAACUGCCAAAUGUUCACCCUCUGGCGUCGAAGCUGCUGACCGUCAUGGCGGAGAAGCAGUCCAACCUUUGCUUGUCUGCCGACGUCACGAGCGGCGAGGACCUGCUGCGGCUCGCAGACGCUCUGGGUCCGAAGAUUUGCCUAUUGAAGACCCACGUCGAUAUCUUGGAGGACUACACUGAGGCUUUCAGCCAGAAGCUGCAGGCCCUCGCUGAGAAGCACAACUUCCUGAUCUUUGAAGAUCGCAAGUUCGCCGAUAUUGGGAACACGGUCAAGCAUCAAUAUGAAGGCGGUUUGUACCGCAUCUCGUCGUGGUCCCACGUGGUGAACGCUCACGCGGUGCCGGGAUCCGGCGUCGUGAAGGGCCUAGCGUCUGUCGGACGGCCCCUGGGCCGAGGCUGUCUGCUCAUCGCGCAGAUGAGCUCGCAAGGCUCGCUGGCGACCGGCGAGUACACCGAGGCUACGAUCAAAAUGGCCGAGGAGCAUUUUGACUUUGUCAUCGGCUUCAUCUGCGGCUCGAAGAUCACAAAGAGGCCCGAGUUCAUCCACAUGACCCCCGGAGUGCGAAUGCAGACUGGAGGAGAUGUCCUAGGUCAACAGUACACCACCCCAGAGGAGGUCAUCUACAACAAGGGCUCUGAUGUCAUCAUCGUUGGACGCGGGAUCCUGGAGGCCUCCGAUAGGCUGGCCGCUGCCGAGGCUUACAGGAAGUCCGGCUGGGAGGCGUACGCACGGAGGAUGGGGGGGGGGGGGGGGGGGGCGAGUGACCAAUAGGAGCUCAACUUAAGGGAUUUAGUUUUCACUUCUUUUUUGUUUGUGUGCGUCACACCAACUUGAAUAUCUUGUCGAUGAUAAAAGCUGCUCUCCUGCUUCUCUUAGUGUCUGCUGCUUUGACUUUCACUAUUUUGGUAGGAUUUCUUUGUACCGUAUUGUUUUCUUCCGCUCCUCCGCUUGACCAAUCGUUUGUUAUGGGCUGUAAUUUACAGUCUUCACAGGCAACAUUUUAUAUGACCUGUUGAUUUUUUUUUUUUUUUUUAAGCAGCUACUGUACGAUCAUUGACCAAUCCAAACACUUAAUCCUGUGAUUCAGGUGAGGGAAUUCGAAAUGUUUUUUUUUUUUUUAUGGGGGGGGUCUCGACUGCCUUUCACAUUGUCAACCUUGAAUUAAAAAAAAAAUCAUGAUUGAUAAA
This is a messenger RNA of Hippocampus zosterae (dwarf seahorse), 2151 nucleotides long. It is a transcript of the gene umps, whose product is annotated as uridine monophosphate synthetase. The transcript is spliced from 10 exons. NCBI's taxonomy places the organism in Eukaryota, Metazoa, Chordata, Actinopteri, Syngnathiformes, Syngnathidae. Bases 257 to 1735 code for a protein of 492 amino acids. The record is from RefSeq and is a predicted model, not a curated record. Gene Ontology annotation, molecular function: orotate phosphoribosyltransferase activity; orotidine-5'-phosphate decarboxylase activity. Gene Ontology annotation, biological process: 'de novo' UMP biosynthetic process; 'de novo' pyrimidine nucleobase biosynthetic process.